CCUGACACCUUUCUUUAUUCUUGUUAUUAUUAUCCUUAUAUUUUUGCUUAUAGCUGAUUAAAACUAAAAUAAAUAUGUCCAGAAAACAAAAAGAUUUAACAAGCUCUAAGAAGAGACGAAGAAAGAGUGAAAUUUCUAGUUCAAUGGAAAAUGAAUUUAUCGAACUAGAAAUCAGCAAAUUUUGCCCUAAGCGAAUAUUUGACGUUAUUCUUAUAAACGGAAACGAUGAAGUGUCUACGAAUACCUUAAAGAACAUUAUAGAAACGGCAAAAAGUUUCGAAAUGAUGAUUUCUUUAACUUUUAUACCUUAUGCCGAUGUUUUAAAUGUAUUAGAGAAUUUUGAUGAUAGUGUUUUACCAGACCAUAUUAAGAGUCUCAUAAAUGAUUUGAUAGAUGAUAUUAGUAAAACUUUUAACUAUUUAAAACCAGAAAAUUAUCCAGCUUCCAGGUUAGCAAUGUUAAUGAAAAUUAAAUUAAUUGAGGUAAUGUGUCGUCUUCGAAAGAAAGAAUUGGAGAAACUAGAACAAAGAUCUAAUUUAAAUAAGGCAUUAGAAAUAUUGACAAAGGAAUGCAGAAAAGGAACUAAAGAUAGCCAUUUUGAGAUUAAAGAUAAAAAAAGCUUAAAAGACAUUCAAAACUCAAGCGGUUUCUUAAAUACAGAAAGUGAGGUUGUUUUUGACGACGAUAUAUUUAACCAUGUAUCUUUUUAUGUAUUUGAAGGAGUUUUUAGUGUUAAGACUCUGGUAAACUUUGUGAAUUUUACAAGACAAUCCAUAACAGCCAUAAUAAAAUUUAAAGAUGAAACUAAACCCCCAAUUGAUAAUUCCCAAGCGUAUUCACAUAGAAGGUUUUGGGCAGAUCUAGACGACUUCCUCUACGGUCACUUGCGUUCGGAACCACUAGAAAACACAAUGUUAAUGGCUUAUAACGUCAACGACGAUGAUAACACUGCAAUCUUUGAAGAUCUGUGGCAUAUGAUCAAAACUAUAUCUGAUAUAAAGCUUCAGCACUUACAUUAUAUUAGACACGUAAAAAUGUACAAAGCGAAGGAAUAUGAUUAUUUACCGUUGCAAUGCUUAAACACUUAUAAUAAAAUUAUGCAUAAUAUUCCUUUGGAAGUGUGUAAUGAAGUAGUUGUUUUAAGUAGUAUAUUGGAAGAAGUUUGCGAAAGAACAGAUAAUAGCAAUAUACAUGACAGAUACAGUCUCAAAGAUAUUACAUCUAAAAUUUCAAUUCCAUAUUCAGCUAGAACUUGUUUGGAUGUUCGCAAUGUUGAAGAUCAUUAUACAAAAUCUGUAGGAAAUGGAAAUACUGGAAAAGAAGCAUUUCAGUUUUAUGAUGGAGACUAUCUAAACAUGACUUUAGAUAUGUAUAAACCCUCGGGAAAAGUUGUUCAAGAGCUUGCACUAAAUGUUCUGAAGAUAUUGAAACCUUUUUCUCUCCUGCAAUAUGAAUAUCCAAAUGCAGAAAUAAUUCACAAGCACGACUUGGCCCCGUCUGUUCGAACAUUAACACCAAAAGAUUAUAAUGCCAUAGAUACGUUUCUGAAAUUGAUGAUACUUGCUGCCAUUAAACGCAAAUCUGAAGAACCAAUAGAAGAGAAAAGAAUACCUUAUCAUGACUUGAUCUGUUACGAUAGUAAAGCUUUUCGAAAAAGUACGAAAAUCCUAACUUAUAACGGGAACAGUCAAACAAAAUUUCCUGUCGAUGUUACGUUUCGGCCAAGUCCGAUGGACUAUUAUUGGAAAGAAAAAUAUCCGCCAAGUGUAAUGAUUCAAACUUUAUAUGAAGUUCAGCAACAAUUUGCGUACAUGGAUGCAGUGUAUUGUUCCGAAAUUGAUCGACUGCUGUUGUCGUUUCACGAUGACUUGGAUGAUUUUGGCAUAAACACAAAAAUUUACGAUGAAACUAUUUGUACUCCUGUUUGUCUACGGGAUUUCUGCAGAUAUAUUGUUAAGAGUGAAGCUAAAUGGUUAAGGCAUAACGAACAUCCUACCUACGUUAGAAAAAUUGAAGAAUCUGAAGAAUGCCCGGGAGUAAAGAAAAUUCGAAGGUUAAACAUGUUUCCAGAGUACAGCAAUCUUCUUGAAACCGCCGAAGAAUCCGACGUAUGUCUCAUGUCCAAGAAAACUCGUAGUUAUGGCAUGUCUCCAGUAGUGGGUAAACCUGAAUCAGACGUAAUCCUUGAAGAAAGCAAUGUAGAUGACAGUGGUGUAUGUAUUGCAAAGAAAAUAGAGGAAGAUAUGGAAGUAACAUUUGAUGAAAUGUUAAAUGAGUUGGAAAAUUAUCCCAAUAAUCGAAAUCUAUUUGCAGAAUAUUCAAAAUCCAAUUUUCCUAAAGAAUUUUUAGCUUAUGAUAUCUCUGGAACAACAUAUUUUGCUGUUAGCGGAGCUAGAACAAUAUUUGCAAGCCAUGAUGGCAUAAAAAUUACUGUAGACAACACCAAACUGAUUGAUGAAAAUAGUAAAUGCACAAUUAAUUUGCAAUAUUUGGAAAACAAUCUGAUCUUACAUUCAAACGAAAUGUUCAAGAACUUUUAUACUUUUCAUUGGAUUAUUGCAGAUGAUACAAAAAUUAUGUUUGAAAUAUCCAAAUCUAAGAAAAAAGGCGUAAAAAUAUCUGAAAGUGAGAUCUACGAUACAAACUCAACAGACACAGUACCAAAAGAAUCAGAAAAAUCUAAAAAAUUAGGUAUUGGUAAGAUGAAAGUUAAAACUUUGGAUGAAGAACAUUUUAGAAGUAAACUUUUCGACGAUUUCUUAAGACAUCGCGAAGCAUCAAAUGCAGAUAGUAAAACUGAAGAGAGCAGAGGAACCUUGGAUAAGUCUAGAGAAAGUGUAACUAUAGAUAUUUUUGAGGGGCUGAACGAAGCAGUAACGAAAAAUCUUCCAGUUUAUAAAGUUCACAAAGAUUACGAAACACUUGUGUUAAAGAAACCAAUUGUACACAUUCCUAUGGUUAAUAUUCUGCGAAGAGUCCUGCAUGAUUCUAAUAAAAAAGAGUAUCAAACUGAUAUUCCAAUGGGAAAAUCAAAAAAAUAUACACCUACUCAGUCUUCUGAGCUAACGACUGCAAUCGAGGACGCUAUGUCGUUUCGAAUAACACUCCCAAAUGGUAUAUAUGUGACCUGUUAUUUAUCUCAGAUUAGGGAGAAGUUGGUAGAGAUUAAGCAGGAGCAGUUAUCGACCGAUAUUAAAGUUCUAAGACUAGAAGAAUUUAGACUCUUUACUAGAGAAGGAUAUAUCCUUAUUAAAAAAAUCGAUGGUACAAUUACCAUACUGAUGUCAAAUGGAAAUCAAAUAAAUUUUGAGAAACCAGACACAAACAUCGAAGAAAUCAGACAAUCCACGCUUAAACAAUAUCACUGCAAAACUUUAAACGACUAUAGAAAGAAACUAAAUAAGAGCAUGCAAAGUAAUGGAGUAGCUAGUGCUUACUAUAUUAGUAGACGAGCAGCUUUAGAAACAAGAAAGGGUUAUGUCAUUGACAAAGAUCUUAAAAAAGUUCUGGAAAGUGCUAGACUACCAUAUUUAAAAAAAACUUUGUUGCGUUUUGACGGAACUAGAAGCGUCUUAUCGCAUAAUAAAAUAAAACAAAAGAAGCUGUAUCACAUUGUGUCUGAAGAAGAUUACGUCGAAGAAGAGAUCUAUUAUGAGAGAGAAGAUGGCUUUAAAAGUCUUUUAGAAAAAUCCGGCAAUCGAGUUGUUGAAUUUGCGGAUGGUACCAGAAUACAUACAUCAGUAGACGUGGCUCCAGACUUGGUUGAUGGUUACGUCUAUAUAAACCUCUACUACAAGUAUGAACAUCCUCAUUACGUCACUGUCGAAUAUGAAGAAGACGACUUAAUGCGAAUCCUUAUGAAUAAUGAUGUAGUCUUAGAAAAAAAGGCUAAUGAUAAUAUUACUUUAAGUAUCGGCAAAGAAGCUUCAACUUCUGUUACUUCAGAAGAAGUAAAAUUCAUAAAAAAAUGUAAUGACUGCAAUUCUCAGUACACCUGCUCGUUCAAUAUAGCUCCGUUUCACACAAACAGCUUGAAUUUUUAUGCCGAAUUUGCUCAUGCCGAAGAUAGUUACCAAAAGCAUUUCUACAUAGAUUACGCAGGUCACUGCAAAAAGAAUGCUUCCUUUACGAGUGGACCAAUAAACACAUUUGAUUGUAACCACGGCAUUAAAAAUACUUAUAAAAAGUUGUUCUCCUUAAAGAAAACCUUUUCUGGGGAACAGUUUUUAACCGAUGAUAUGGUAGACCUACUGAAGACUCAAGAGAGAAGAAAAGAAAAUACCGUUAUAGAUGAAAAGAAAGGAGACGGAAAGCAUAUUAAUAAUUUAACUGUACAAUUUAGUACAAAGCAUUACGAGAGUUUUUCUGAUAGGUAUUUAUCCAAAUCUGUAGUAAGGUCUGAAGUCAACUUAACAAAGUAUAAACAGAAAACUUGUGGACCCCUUCAUUACCUUACCAAAAAAUGUUUAAUUCGAAUGCUUACCACAGAAACAUUGGUAGCUUUACUAGCAGAAAUGCAAAAAUAUUUCAUAGAAAACAAAAUAAACAACAAUGUAAAAGGUUUCAUAGAUUUGUUCGCCAACGAAAAAAAAGGCGAAGUUUCAGUAGAAGCUAAGAAAUCGUUAGAAAGGCGCGUUAAAUUUUUGGCUGAAGAAGAGCAAAAGAGUAAAUUAAAAAAACAAAAAGAUAUCGUUGCUGAAAAGAUUUUGAAAUGGAAGGAUGAGUGUAAUAAAUACAGAGAGUUAAUCAGAAUGAAACGUUGUCCAUUUUAUUUUGAUUCAGAGUUGUAUGCAAUAUAUAAAUAAAAAAGAUUAAUUACUA
Diabrotica virgifera virgifera (western corn rootworm) is the source of this 4821-nucleotide messenger RNA. RefSeq lists its product as uncharacterized. Gene Ontology annotation, cellular component: axonemal central apparatus. The transcript has 14 exons. The coding region runs from base 75 to 4805 and encodes 1576 amino acids. Lineage: Eukaryota; Metazoa; Arthropoda; Insecta; Coleoptera; Chrysomelidae. The record is from RefSeq and is a predicted model, not a curated record. Gene Ontology annotation, biological process: epithelial cilium movement involved in extracellular fluid movement; axonemal central apparatus assembly.